UAACUUCUACAUCCUCAAAACAUCACAACCUUCUACUAUCGACAGCGAAAACCAACACUAUAAACCCCCAUGUGUGAGGAAGAAAGUGAAAACUUUAACCUUAUGCAUCAAAACCCCAGACUUCUGUUAUCAACAUCAGAAGUUUCGAUCUUGGCAUUGCUAGAUUGGCUUGUGCUACUUUAGUAAGUGAACAUUUUCAUCAAAGAUUGCAUCUCCUUCAGCUUCUUGAUCAAAGCAAAUAGUAAGCAACACUUUCACUCUAAGACAAAUUCCAUAAUAAUACUGAGAAGUAAAUGUAAAAAAAAAAACAGUCUUCACAGACCGAAUUUGCAUGGUAAUAUCAAAGAAAGAGCAGUAAAUUUUGAAGAUUGACGAAGACGGAGUUCAAAUGUCCACUAAUCUUAUUAAAUUACCAAAUGGUUUUCUACUCACAUCAUUAAAUAUAAUUAGAGCAUAUGUAGUUUCAAUGUUUACCAUUUCUUCACGUUUGAAGAUUCCUUAUAAACAAUCAAUCGUAAUCUUUGAAUACUACAAAAUAUAGGAGUCAAGUUGUUAAAUCAAAGCAGCCGUAGACGUUGGGAUAUAAUAUGUGGUAAUAUGUGGAGUAUUUUGACGUCCUCCUUGAGUUAUAUUGACAUGGUCUUGAUUGUGUAGCUGCAUUUAUAGAGAACAACCCAAGACUUGAGGUUUAUUUCCUAAUCCUAUAUAAGAAAAAAAAAGAUUUAGAGAAAACCUUAAAAAAGAGAAAAAAAGUUAAGAGAGGUUGAAGAUGAAUAAGGUGCAUGGUCUGUUUUUGGUGGCUAUUUUCAUUCUUGCUUCUACAAAGCUGGUUAUGGGUCAAUCUUCGCAAAAUUGCCAAACGAAAUGCGGCAACGUCUCAAUCGAGUACCCUUUUGGCACUUCUCCAGGUUGUUACUACGCUGGAGAUCCUAGUUUCAAUAUCACAUGUAACCCUUCAAAUAAGCUGAUCUUUGGCGGCAACGAAGUGAUCAACAUCUCACACAGCGGCGAGCUACGCGUCUUGAAUACAAGAUCCUAUGUUUGCUACGACAGGCAAGGAAACGAGACUGGCCGCAUUAACCGGUGGUCUAGUCUUGGUAACUUAACAUUCUCAGACAAGAACAGGUUUGUUGCGGUAGGCUGUAACACUUACGCAUUUCUGAACACUGACGGUGUUGGAAAUUACUCAACUGGAUGCAUGUCAACAUGUACUUCUCCAAGGGAGACAAAUGGAUCAUGCACUGGUGGAGGUUGCUGCCAGACCUCUCUCCCUAGAGGGAGCCACUACUUCAUGGUCUCUCCGUAUAGCUUUUCCAACCAUACUUCUGUUUAUAGCUUCAACCCUUGCAGCUACGCCUUUCUAGUCGAAGAUGGUAAGUAUAACUUCAGAUCUUCAGAAGAUCUUAUGAAUCUGAGGAAUAUCGAGAGGUUUCCUGUGGUGCUUGAUUGGUCUAUUGGUCAAGAUUCAUGCGAGUACGUUGGAAGGGGGAACAUAUGUCGUGGGAACAGCAUGUGUUCCAAUUCUGUCCGCGGAACCGGAUAUAUCUGCAGAUGUAAGGAAGGGUUUGAUGGGAAUCCAUAUCUUUCAAACGAAAAUGGUUGUCAAGACAUAGACGAGUGCACUACUAGUAGACAUAACUGUUCAGCUUCCAGCAUCUGUGAAAACACCAUGGGACACUUCCUUUGUAAUUGCCCAUCUGGUUACAACUUAAAUGCCACCAAUAAUAGCUGCAUGCGUAAAGGCAGGCCUGAAUACUAUGGAUGGACUCAAAUUUUUCUUGGAACAACCAUCGGCUUCUUGGCCAUCCUACUUGUCAUUAGCUGUGUACAACGGAAAAUGAAGCACAGGAAAAGCACCGAGCUCCGAAAACACUUCUUCGAGCUAAACGGUGGCGGCAUGUUGAGACAGCGACUCUCGGGAGCAGGGACAUCAAAUGUUGAUGUCAAAAUCUUUACUGAGGAAGGCAUGAAGGAAGCAACUAAUGGUUAUGACGAAAGUAGAAUCCUGGGCCAGGGAGGCCAGGGAACAGUCUACAAAGGGAUAUUACCGGAUAAGUCCGUAGUUGCUAUAAAGAAAGCUAGGCUUGGAGAUUGUAGCCAAGUAGAGCAGUUCAUUAACGAAGUUCUUGUGCUUUCACAGAUCAACCAUAGAAACGUGGUCAGGCUCUUGGGCUGCUGUCUAGAGACUGAAGUUCCCUUGCUGGUCUACGAGUUCAUUAACAGUGGCACCCUUUACGACCGCUUGCACGGUUCCAUGUCUGAUUCUUCUCUGACAUGGGAACACCGCUUGAGGAUUGCCGUAGAAAUUGCUGAAACUCUAGCAUAUCUUCACUCAUCUGCUUCUAUCCCAAUCAUCCACCGAGAUGUCAAGACUGCUAAUAUACUCUUGGAUGAAAACUUAACUGCAAAGGUAGCUGACUUUGGUGCUUCAAGGCUGAUACCGAUGGAUAAAGAGCAGCUCACAACUAUGGUUCAAGGAACUCUAGGUUACUUAGACCCAGAAUACUACAACACAGGGUUGCUAAACGAGAAGAGUGAUGUCUAUAGCUUUGGGGUAGUCCUGAUGGAACUUCUCUCAGGACAAAAGGCACUGUGCUUCGAAAAACCACAACAGUCAAAACAUCUUGUGAAUUACUUUGCUUCUGCCAUGAAAGAAAAUAGGUUGCACGGAGUCAUUGACGGACAAGUGAUGAACGAGUCUAACCAGAGGGAGAUACAUGAAGCUUCAAGAAUUGCUGCUGAGUGUACGAGACUGAUGGGAGAGGAGAGGCCAAGGAUGAAAGAAGUAGCUGUACAGCUUGAGGCCUUGAGAGUCACAAAAACAAAACAGCAGUGGUCGGAUCAGUAUAAUGAGCCAGAGGUGAAUGAGCACUUGGUCGGUGUUGAAAUCUUAUCAGCACAAGGGGAUGCGAGUACCACUGGCUAUGACAGCAUCAAGAAUGUAACAAGAUUACACAUUGAAGCUGGCCGUUGAUUAGACUGUAGGCGACAUUCCAUUGGAUCAUGAUCAUGUUUCUUUUCUCUUACUUUUCAUCCUAGCCCUCUCUUGUCCUCAACACAACUUAUUUAAGGUUUUAGCAACACACUAACCUCUUCACACACACACGAUGUGUUUUGACACCUAAAUGAGAGUUUUCUUUUACACCUCCACAGGGUCUAAACUACUGGGAUUUGAUUUGGACUUGAAGCAUUCAGAGAUCGAUUGAACAAUGGAACUGUUGAUCUCGGUUUGACCAUUCAGGUAAUGUAAACAGUCUCAAAAACCAGAAGAGCUGCCAGAAGAAGUUGUCUGAGUCUGAGCAAGAUUGGCCUUUGUUGUAACUUGCAUUCUGUUCAAUGAUAUUGUCUUCUUGUAUGUUAUUUUGGCUCUCUACUACAUUUUCUGUAAAGGUUCAAUUAUAACUCAUUCCAAAGAUCCAAGUCAAUAGAUUCGCUGUUUAUA
This is a messenger RNA of Brassica napus (rape), 3442 nucleotides long. RefSeq names its product wall-associated receptor kinase 2. The transcript has 3 exons. Lineage: Eukaryota; Viridiplantae; Streptophyta; Magnoliopsida; Brassicales; Brassicaceae. The record is from RefSeq and is a predicted model, not a curated record. Gene Ontology annotation, cellular component: plasma membrane. The coding region runs from base 770 to 2974 and encodes 734 amino acids. Gene Ontology annotation, molecular function: ATP binding; calcium ion binding; polysaccharide binding. Gene Ontology annotation, biological process: protein phosphorylation; cell surface receptor signaling pathway.